CAAGGGGUAACAAGGGUAACAAGGGGUAACAGGGGUAACAAGGGUAACAAGGGUAACAAGGGUAACAAAAGGGUAACAAAGGGGGGGUAACAAAGGGUAACAAGGGGUAAGGGGUAACAAGGGUAACAAGGGUAACAAAGGGUAAAGGGUAACAAGGGUAACAGGGGUAACAAGGGUAACAAGGGGUAACAAAAGAAGGGUAACAAAGGGGUAACAAGGGGUAACAAGGGGGUAACAAGGGGUAACAAACAACAAGGGUAACAAGGGGUAACAAGGGUAACAAGGGUAACAAAGGGGGUAACAAGGGGUAACAGGGGUAACAAGGGUAACAGGGGCAACAGGGUAACAACAAAGGGUAACAAAGGGUAACAAGGGGUAAACAAGGGUAACAAGGGUAACAAAGGGUAACAAAGGGGUAACAAGGGGUAACAGGGGUAACAAAGGGUAACAAGGGGUAACAGGGGUAACAAGGGUAACAAAGGGGUAACAGGGGUAACAAGGGUAACAAAGGGUAACAAGGGUAACAGGGCAAAAAGGGUAAAGGGGUAACAAGGGGUAACAAGGGGUAACAGGGGUAACAAGGGUAACAAAGGGUAACAAGGGGUAACAAGGGGUAACAAGGGUAACAAGGGGUUACAAGGGGUAACAAGGAGUAACAGGGGUAACAAGGGGUAACAAGGGGUAACAGGGGUAAGAAGAGGUAACAGGGGUAACAAGGGGUAACAAGGGGUAACAAAGGGUAACAAGGGGCAACAGGGGUAAGAAGGGUAACAAGGGGUAAGAGGGGUAACAAGAGGUAAGAAGGGGUAACAAGGGUAACAAGGGGUAAUAUGGGUAACAAGGGGUAACAAGGGGUAACAAAGGGGAACAAGGGGUAAGCAGGGUAACAAGGGGUAAGAGGGGUAACAAGGGGUAACAGGGGUAACAAGGGUUAACAAGGGGUAACAAGAGGUAACAAGGGGUAACAAAGUGUAACAAGAGGUAACAAAGGGUAACAAGGGGUAAAAGGGGCAACAUGGGUAACAAGGGGUAAGAAGGGUAACAAGGGGUACCAGGGGUAACAAGGGGUAACAAGGGUAACAAGGGGUAAUGGAGUAACAGGGGUAAAGGGCGGUAACAGGGGUAACAAGGGGUAGCAGGGGUAACAAGGGUAACAAGGGGUAACAGGGGUAACAAGGGGUAACAAAGGAUAACAGGGGUAACAAGGGGUAACAGGGGUAACAAGGGUAACAAGGGGUAACAGGGGUAACAAAGGGUAACAGGGGUAAUAAAGAGUAAGAAGGGGUAACAGGGGUAACAAGGGGUAACAAAGGUAACAAAGGGUGACAGGGGUAACAAGGGGUAACAGGGGUAACAAGGGUAACAAGGGGUAAAAAGGAGUAUCAGCGGUAACAAGAGUAAUAGGGGUAACAAGGGGUAACAACAAGUAACAGGGCUAACAAGGGAUAACAGGGGUAACAAGGGGUAACAGAGGUAACAAAGGGUAACAAGGGUAACAAGGGGUAACAGGGGUAAGAAGGGUAACAAGGGGUAACAGGGGUAACAAAGGUAACAAGGGAUAACAGGGGUAAGAAGGGGCAAGAAGGGUAACAAAGGGUAACAAGGGGUAACAAGAGGAAAUAAAGGGGAACAGGGAUAACAAGGGUAACAAAGGUAACAAGGGGUAAUGGAGGAACAGGGAUAACAAGGGGUAACAGGGGUAAAAAGGGUAACAGGAGUAACAAGGGUAACAAGGCGUAAGAGGGGUAACAAGGGGUAACAAGGGGUAACAAGAGGUAACAAAGGGUAACAAGGGGUAAAAGGGGCAACAAGGGUAACAAAGGGCAACAACGGGUAAGAGGGGUAACAAGGGGUAAGAAAGGGUAACAAGGGGUAACAAGAGGUAACAACAGUAACAAGGGGCACGAGGGGUAACAAGGGGUAAAAGAAGGAACAAGGGUAACAAGGGGUAACAAGGGGUAACAGGGGUAACAGGGUAACAAGAGUAACAAGGGGUAAUGGGGGUAAGAAGAGGUAAUAACGGGUAACAAAGGGAACAAAGGGUAACAUGGGUAACAAGAGGUAACAUGGGGUAACAAAGAGGAACAAGGGGUAACAAGGGGUAACAAGGGUAACAAGGAUAACAAGGGGUAAUAGGGGUAACAAGGGGUAACAGGGGUAACAAGAGGCAACAACGGGUAACAAGGGUAACAAAGGGUAACAAGUUAAGGGGUAACAGGGGUAACAAAGAGGAACAAGGGGAAACAAGGGGUAAAAGGGGUAACAAGGGGUAACAAGUGGUAAAUGGGUAAAAUGGGUAAUGAGGGGUAACAAGGGGUAACAAGGGGUAACAGAGGUAACAAAGGGUAAGAAUGGGUAGCAGGGGUAACCAGGUGUAAUAAUUGGUAACAAGGAGUAACAAGGGGUAACAGGGUCAAUAUGGGUGAAGAAGGUGUAGCAGAGGUAACAAGGGGUAACAUAGGUUACAACGGAAAGUAAGGGUUAAAAAGGCUAACAACGGGAAGUGGGGUACUAAGGGGUAAGAGGGUUAACAAAAGGUAACAAGGGGUAACAACGCGUAAGAAGGGGUAACAGGUGUAACAUGAGGGAACAAAGGGGAACAAGGGGGAACAAGGGGUAACACUGGUAUCAAGGGGGAACAGGUAUAACAAGUGGUAACAAGGAGGAACAAGGGGUAACAGGGGUAAGAGGGAGUAAGAAGGGGUAACAUGGGUAACAAGGGGAACAGGGGUAACAAGGGGUAAAAGGGGUAACAAAGGUGUAAAAAGGGGUGACAGGGGUAACAAGACAUGGUGGUCACAAGGGGUAACAAUGGGUAACAAGGGGUAAGAGAGGUAACAAGGGGAACUAGGGGUAACAGGGGUAACAAGGGGGACCAAGGGGUAAAAAGGGGUAACAGGGGUAACAAGUGGUAACAAGGGGGAACAGGGGAAACACAAGGUAAGACAGGCGAACACAUGCGAACACAGUGUAACACAAGGUAACACAGGGAAAGACGAGGUAGGACAUGUAACAUGAGGGAACAAAGGGCAACAAGGGGGAACAAGGGGUAACACGGGUAUCAAGGGGGAACAGGGAUAACAAGUGGUAACAAGGAGGAACAAGGGGUAACAGGGGUAACAGGGAGUAACAAGGGGUAACAUGGGUAACAAGGGGAACAGGGGUAACAAGGGGUAAAAGGGGUAACAAAGGGGUAAAAAGGUGUGACAGGGGUAACAAGACAUGGUGGUCACAAGGGGUAACAAUGGGUAACAGGGGUAACAAGGGGUAAGAGAGGUAACAAGGGGAACAAGGGGUAACAGGGGUAACAAGGGGGACCAAGGG
Porites lobata is the source of this 3324-nucleotide messenger RNA. The record is from the annotation of a GenBank genome assembly. Lineage: Eukaryota; Metazoa; Cnidaria; Anthozoa; Scleractinia; Poritidae.